AUGGACGAUGGCGCCGUUGUGAUUGCACGCAUCCCGAAUCCCAAUGCUGGGCCGCCGUUCAAAACAACCGCGUCUGAAGUGGCGACUAUGGAUUUUGCUCGGACGGUGCUCGAGAUUCCUGUGCCGAAGGUAUUGGCAUGGAGCGCGGAGGCCGAGAAUCCUGUAGAGUCUGAGUACAUUCUGAUGGAGGAGGCUGCUGGUACUCAGCUCGGCGAGGUUUGGGACAAGAUGGAGAUUGGUGAUAAGCUCAAGAUUGUGGACGAUAUUGUCGCCAUUGAGAGAAAAUUCACGUCUAUAUCAUUCACUCGUUAUGGGAGUCUUUACUUCGCGAGCGACGCCUUCCCGGGCUGCGAAAAGCUCGAAAUUGUUGGUGAUCUACCGCAAUCAUUGAGAAACGUGAUGAAGAACCGCUUUGUGAUAGGUCCAGUCGUUGAUCGAGACUUUUGGCAUCGAGAACGGGCAUCAAUGGAUAUUGAUCGCGGUCCAUGGAACCGUGCUUCAGACUACCUCUUAGCAAUAGGCCAACGAGAGAUUGCCUGGAUAAGGAAAUAUGCCGCACACAAGCCGGUAAGCGGCCUGCUUGCAAUAUCUGAAGCGCAGCGCACUCCAGAGUCCCACAUCGUCCUUUACAAGAAGUUCCUAGACGUUGUUGAGUAUCUUUUACCAGAAGGAGAGGAGAUCAGACCUACCCUAUGGCAUUGGGACAUCCACGCACCUAACAUUUUCGUCGACAAAGAUCAUAUUACGGGUCUCAUUGACUGGCAGGAUAUAUGGGUCGGUCCCUUGUUCCUUCAGGCUCGGCAUCCGCGGCUCGUAGCUUACAACGGAGAGCUCAUCACAAAGCUACCUAAAAGCUACGAUACUCUUGAAGACGGAGACGAAAAGGAACACAUUCGGACCCAGGUUGAGAAGUCGAUCAUCUUGUGGACAUACAAAACUGAGACCAAAAACGCAAAUCCAAUCCUCCACGAUCUAUUGAGCAUAAACCAAGGGCGCAACAGGCGAGACACUGUAGAUUUCUCAGCCAAUACGUGGGAUAGAGACAUCAUCCCCUUCAGGCAAUGUCUCAUCCGCAUAGCACGUCACUGGAACGAGAUCAAUAGUGAAAUUCCCUGUCCAAUAGGGUUCACCGAUGAGGAGCUGGAAGCUCAUCUCCGGGAUGGGGAGGGCUGGAAUUCGACCGCGGACUUCUGGGACUCGGUCCAGGGGUUUGUCCAGCGCGAUGGAUGGACGUCAAACGAGGAUUACGAACAGGCACUUGAGAUAUUCGCGCAGAUUAGAGAUCAGGGACUGGAGAGCUUGAGUGGCAAGGAAUUGGUGGCUUUCGAGGAAGGCACUCGCUGGGCUGUGAGAAGGCCUGAAAAGAUCAAAAACGUGUAA
This is a messenger RNA of Boeremia exigua, 1380 nucleotides long. RefSeq names its product kinase-like domain-containing protein. NCBI's taxonomy places the organism in Eukaryota, Fungi, Ascomycota, Dothideomycetes, Pleosporales, Didymellaceae. The transcript is spliced from 5 exons. Gene Ontology annotation, cellular component: mitochondrion. The coding region runs from base 1 to 1380 and encodes 459 amino acids. The record is from RefSeq and is a predicted model, not a curated record.